AUGUCUUGGGACGACACUCCAGCUCCCGCCGGCGACAACUGGCAGGCCGAUGGCGGCUCUGGCGGGUUCCAAGCCGACGGCGAUGCUGGAUUCGGCGGCGGUGACAUAGAGGACGGCAAUUUGAGCAUGCACCACGGCGGCGGUUCUGGUGACGGUGGAUGCCGCAACUGUGGUGAAGAUGGCCACUUCGCACGCGACUGCCCAGAGGAGCCACGCGGCGGCGGCAACUCUGGAGAGGGCUACAACUGCGGCGAGACAGGUCACAACAAGGCUGAGUGCACCAACGAGCGUGUCGAGCGCGAGUUCACUGGCACUUGCCGCGUCUGUGAGCAGGUCGGACACCGCGCUGCUGAAUGCCCGGAGAAGCCUCCGACCGUCUGCAAACUCUGCAAGGGUGAGGGCCACAUCGCGACGGAGUGCACGAUCAACCGUGCAACCAGCAUGUUCCAGGCGUUGGGUAUCCAGGACAUGCCAGCUGAGGAAGCUUGGGCUGCACUCGAGGCUGCCGACAAGGAGAAAGAGAUCGAAGACAUCAAGAAGGCAAUCUAUUCCUACGCCAAGGCCUUUCCGGAGCUCACCUUCGAAGAGCUGGAGAACACUUUCCGCGAUGCGGGCAUGAAUACCUACCUCAUUGCCAAGGAGCAGCCUGUUUCCGACAUGCACACCAUCGUCAACUUGCAGGGCAAGCAAGAGCUGAGGUACGUCGUCUCGUUCCAGUGGUCCGACAAGCCGCGCCGUGCCAAGUUCGCAGAAGGCUGGCCAGAGUCCAAGGAGGACAAUCUCACUCGACUCGCCGAAGCUGGCUUCGUCAUGGAUGGACUGAAGAUGAAGUGCACCAACUGCAACGAGCUCGGUCACUGGUCCAAGUCCUGCGAGCAGGAGAAGAACGAGGCAGCUAAGGUGGCGAUCUCCUGUGCCAACUGCAACGAGGAGGGUCACCGCGCUCGUGACUGCACCCAGGAGCGCAAGUCGGGCAAGAAGGGCUGCCGCAACUGUGGUCUGGAGGAUCACAUCGCCAAGGACUGCACCGAGCCUCGCUCUGCCGAGGGUGUCGAGUGCAAGAACUGCAACGAGAUCGGCCACUUCUCCCGCGACUGCCCGAGCCGUGAGCCAGAUGUCUGCCGCAACUGUGGCGAGGAGGGCCACCGUGCCAAGGAGUGUGAGAAGGAGCGCGUGGUCACUUGCCGCAACUGUGACCAGCAAGGUCACAUCUCCAAGGAGUGCCCGGAGCCACGCAACAUGGCUAAGGUGCAGUGCCGCAACUGCGACGAGUUCGGUCACACUGGCCGCGAGUGCCCGAAGCCCACCGACUGGUCGCGAGUUGAGUGCAGCAACUGUCACGAGAAGGGACACUCGUACAAGCGCUGCACCAAGCCUGCAGCUGAGGAGGAGGAGGCCGGCGAUGGAGGAGGCUGGCAGAACGGUGCUGGCGCUUCUUCUGAUGGUGGAGGCGGCGGCUGGGAGGACAACACCGCUGCUCCUGCUCAGAGCUCUGGUGGUGGCUGGUAA
Messenger RNA from Fulvia fulva, 1509 nucleotides. RefSeq names its product DNA-binding protein HEXBP. NCBI's taxonomy places the organism in Eukaryota, Fungi, Ascomycota, Dothideomycetes, Mycosphaerellales, Mycosphaerellaceae. The transcript has 6 exons. Bases 1 to 1509 code for a protein of 502 amino acids. The record is from RefSeq and is a predicted model, not a curated record. Gene Ontology annotation, molecular function: nucleic acid binding; zinc ion binding.